AUGGAAGACGACAGCGAGUAUGAUCCUCAACUAAUCGAUGACGAAGAAGACGAGGAGAUCACGCAGGAAGAUGCGUGGACGGUCAUCUCUGCUUAUUUUGAAGAAAAAGGUUUGGUGCGUCAACAGCUCGACUCGUUCGAUGAGUUUAUCCAAAACACGAUGCAAGAAAUUGUUGACGAGUCCGCCGAAAUCGAGAUCAGGCCCGAGUCACAGCACAAUCCUGGUCACCAAUCUGACUUCGCUGAGACUAUCUAUAAGAUUAACUUUGGUCAGAUCUACCUAAGUAAACCUAUGAUGACUGAGUCGGAUGGUGAAACUGCAACUUUAUUCCCAAAAGCUGCAAGGUUGAGGAAUCUUACUUACUCUGCUCCAUUGUAUGUGGAUGUAACUAAAAGAGUUAUAAAGAAAGGGCAUGAUGGUGAAGAAAUCACUGAGACUCAAGAUUUUACCAAAGUGUUCAUUGGGAAGGUGCCUAUAAUGCUUCGUUCGAGUUAUUGCACACUAUAUCAAAAUUCAGAGAAGGAUCUGACUGAGCUUGGGGAGUGUCCAUUAGAUCAAGGUGGGUAUUUCAUUAUCAAUGGGAGUGAAAAAGUUCUAAUUGCCCAAGAGAAGAUGAGUACAAAUCAUGUCUAUGUCUUCAAAAAGAGGCAGCCAAACAAGUAUGCCUAUGUGGCAGAAGUUCGGUCCAUGGCGGACUCCCAGAACAGGCCACCAAGUACCAUGUUUGUGCGGAUGCUUUCACGGACCAGUGCCAAAGGGGGCUCUUCAGGGCAGUACAUUCGUGCUACUCUUCCAUAUAUUCGAACUGAAAUUCCUAUCAUUAUUGUAUUCCGGGCUUUGGGAUUUGUUGCUGAUAAGGACAUAUUAGAGCAUAUAUGUUAUGACUUCUCUGAUACCCAGAUGAUGGAACUGCUUCGACCUUCCUUAGAAGAAGCAUUUGUGAUUCAAAACCAGCAGGUUGCUUUAGAUUAUAUUGGUAAAAGAGGAGCUACUGUUGGUGUUACCAGAGAGAAGAGGAUUAAGUAUGCUAAAGAGAUCCUUCAAAAGGAAAUGCUUCCUCACGUUGGUAUUGGGGAGUUUUGCGAGACAAAGAAAGCUUAUUAUUUUGGGUAUAUCAUUCACCGGCUGCUUCUUUGUGCACUUGGCCGGAGGGCCGAAGAUGAUAGAGAUCAUUAUGGCAACAAGAGGCUGGACCUUGCUGGUCCUUUACUUGGAGGCCUCUUUAGGAUGCUUUUUCGGAAGUUAACCAGGGAUGUGAGAUCUUAUGUGCAGAAGUGUGUGGAUAACGGGAAGGAUGUGAACCUGCAAUUUGCUAUCAAAGCAAAAACUAUUACAAGUGGUCUUAAAUACUCACUCGCUACUGGAAAUUGGGGGCAAGCAAAUGCAGCUGGUACAAGAGCUGGAGUGUCGCAGGUGUUGAACCGUUUGACGUAUGCCUCCACUUUGUCGCACUUGCGUAGGCUCAAUUCUCCUAUAGGACGUGAAGGAAAAUUGGCAAAGCCACGUCAGUUGCAUAAUUCCCAGUGGGGAAUGAUGUGCCCAGCUGAAACACCAGAAGGACAGGCCUGUGGACUUGUAAAGAAUCUCGCCUUGAUGGUCUACAUUACUGUUGGAUCAGCUGCGUACCCUAUUCUUGAAUUUUUGGAAGAAUGGGGUACAGAGAAUUUUGAGGAAAUUUCUCCUGCAGUUAUUCCUCAAGCUACAAAAAUUUUUGUCAAUGGUUGUUGGGUUGGUGUGCAUCGGAAUCCUGAUAUGCUUGUAACAACGUUGAGACGGUUGAGAAGACGGGUUGAUGUCAACACUGAAGUUGGUGUUGUUCGAGAUAUUCGUUUAAAAGAACUUAGAAUAUAUACAGACUAUGGUCGUUGCAGUCGGCCGUUGUUCAUUGUCGAGAAGCAAAGGCUUCUAAUAAAAAAGAAAGAUAUCCAUGCACUGCAACAAAGGGAAAGCCCAGAAGAAGGUGGUUGGCAUGAUCUUGUAGCUAAGGGAUUUAUUGAAUAUAUUGACACUGAAGAAGAGGAGACAACAAUGAUUUCCAUGACCAUCAAUGAUCUUGUCCAAGCAAGAGUCAAUCCAGAGGAAGCUUAUUCGGAAACUUAUACCCAUUGUGAAAUCCAUCCUUCGUUGAUUUUGGGUGUUUGUGCUUCAAUUAUACCAUUCCCUGAUCAUAAUCAGUCCCCACGUAAUACCUAUCAAUCUGCUAUGGGUAAGCAAGCAAUGGGUAUAUAUGUCACCAACUAUCAAUUUCGAAUGGAUACAUUGGCCUAUGUUCUCUACUAUCCCCAGAAGCCACUGGUUACUACACGAGCUAUGGAACAUCUCCAUUUUCGGCAGCUACCUGCUGGCAUAAAUGCUAUUGUGGCAAUUGCCUGCUAUUCUGGAUACAACCAAGAAGAUUCUGUUAUUAUGAAUCAAUCAUCAAUAGACCGAGGGUUCUUCCGAUCACUUUUCUUCCGUUCUUACCGUGAUGAGGAGAAAAAAAUGGGGACCCUAGUCAAAGAAGAUUUUGGCCGACCAGAUAGGGCUACUACUAUGGGAAUGAGGCAUGGCUCUUAUGAUAAAUUGGAUGACGAUGGUCUUGCACCUCCUGGAACAAGAGUUUCAGGUGAGGACGUAAUCAUUGGAAAGACCACACCUAUUUCACAGGAGGAAGCACAGGGUCAAGCAUCACGCUAUUCAAAACGUGAUCACAGUAUAAGCUUACGUCACAGUGAAACAGGAAUAGUGGACCAAGUUCUACUGACAACAAAUGCUGAUGGGUUGCGAUUUGUGAAAGUAAGAGUAAGAUCCGUACGGAUUCCCCAGAUUGGAGACAAGUUUAGCAGUCGGCAUGGUCAAAAGGGAACGAUUGGCAUGACUUAUACCCAGGAAGACAUGCCUUGGACUGUGGAAGGCAUCUCACCUGAUAUCAUUGUGAAUCCACAUGCUAUUCCUUCCCGAAUGACAAUCGGUCAGCUUAUUGAGUGUAUCAUGGGGAAAGUUGCAGCUCACAUGGGCAAGGAAGGGGAUGCUACUCCGUUUACUGAUGUCACUGUGGAUAAUAUCAGCAGAGCACUUCAUAAAUGUGGGUAUCAAAUGCGUGGUUUUGAGACCAUGUAUAAUGGGCACACAGGCAGGCGGCUUACUGCUAUGAUAUUCUUGGGGCCAACAUAUUACCAAAGACUAAAGCACAUGGUCGACGAUAAGAUUCAUUCGCGUGGUCGGGGUCCUGUCCAGAUUCUAACAAGGCAGCCUGCAGAAGGACGAUCGCGUGACGGUGGUCUUCGUUUCGGAGAGAUGGAAAGAGAUUGCAUGAUUGCACAUGGUGCUGCCCAUUUCCUCAAGGAGAGAUUGUUUGACCAAAGUGAUGCAUACAGAGUCCACGUUUGUGAGCGGUGUGGGUUGAUCGCCAUCGCCAAUCUAAAGAAAAAUUCGUUCGAGUGCAGAGGAUGCAAGAAUAAAACCGAUAUUGUUCAGGUGCACAUUCCUUAUGCCUGUAAACUGCUUUUCCAAGAGCUAAUGGCAAUGGCAAUUGCUCCGAGAAUGCUUACAAAGGAACCACCUAAAGACCAAAAGAAGAAGGGAGCGUGAGAUGUACGUGGUUGAAGUCCGGUCAGCUUUGUCUCUCUUCAUUUAGAAUCCCCGAUAUAAACACAGUGGAGAUUCUCAGUAAUCUUAUGAAUUUUAUUUGAUUUUUUUAUUGCCGACGCUUGCUGAUGGACACACGAGUGUUCCUUGUAUUGUACUAUGAAUUGUAUGGUGGAAUAGUCAUGUGAGAGUGGUUUGAAUCU
Hibiscus syriacus is the source of this 3770-nucleotide messenger RNA. RefSeq names its product DNA-directed RNA polymerase II subunit RPB2. Gene Ontology annotation, cellular component: RNA polymerase II, core complex. Lineage: Eukaryota; Viridiplantae; Streptophyta; Magnoliopsida; Malvales; Malvaceae. The record is from RefSeq and is a predicted model, not a curated record. Bases 1 to 3570 code for a protein of 1189 amino acids. The transcript is spliced from 25 exons. Gene Ontology annotation, molecular function: DNA-directed RNA polymerase activity; ribonucleoside binding; DNA binding. Gene Ontology annotation, biological process: DNA-templated transcription.